This is a messenger RNA of Spirodela intermedia, 426 nucleotides long. NCBI's taxonomy places the organism in Eukaryota, Viridiplantae, Streptophyta, Magnoliopsida, Alismatales, Araceae. The record is from the annotation of a GenBank genome assembly.
AUGUUCACUCCGGGCGCCACCACGUCGGGUUUGAGGAUCUCCAGGGUAAGCAGGUUGGGCCCCCGGGAGGAGAACGCCGCCACCACCGGCGAUGGCCGGACACCCACCCUCGUCCCGGAGAAGGCCAUGGUCGCCUUGGGACGAGGGCUAGUCUUGAGGUACUGCUUGAUGGCCUUCCCUGCGGCCUGCCCCACCGCGACAGCCGGCAGGAGGUGGCUGUCCGCCACCAGCUCCUCGCCGUUGGCGGCGGUGUUGGCGAGGAUCAUCCCCAGCCCACCGGCCUGCUUCACCACCUGCCCCUUCUGCACCCUCGGGGUGAUGCCCCGGUCGCAGAGGACGAUCUUCCCAACGGCGAGCUUGGUGUCCAGCGUGCCCUCCAGGCAGAGUGACGCAGGAUCGGGGGAGCUGGCGUUGCCGCCGAAAUAG